Emiliania huxleyi CCMP1516 is the source of this 783-nucleotide messenger RNA. RefSeq names its product light harvesting protein. Gene Ontology annotation, cellular component: membrane. Bases 1 to 783 code for a protein of 260 amino acids. Gene Ontology annotation, biological process: photosynthesis, light harvesting in photosystem I; response to light stimulus. The transcript has 4 exons. The record is from RefSeq and is a predicted model, not a curated record. NCBI's taxonomy places the organism in Eukaryota, Haptophyta, Isochrysidales, Noelaerhabdaceae.
AUGCCGCUCAAUGUCGCGAGGGCGAGCGUUGUUUCUCCGCCUGAGCUCAUCCCCGACGCCCGGAACGGCAAAGCGCUCGAGGAGGUGAAGGUGCUCGCCAAAGAGCUGAACCCGGUGCUGGGCUACUGGGACCCGCUCAACCUCUGCCGUCUCAACCUGUACGGGCAGGGUGACGAUGCGACGGUCGGCUUUGUGCGGCACGCCGAGAUCAAGCACGGCCGCGUCGCGAUGGCCGCUUUUGUCGGCUACAUUGUGCAUGAGAACGGCUGGCGCUGGCCGUGGCCGCUCUCGACGUCCCUGCCCGACUACUCCAGCUUCGAGGGCCUGUCUGCGCCCGCGGUGUGGGACGCGACGCCGGCGGCCUCGAAGCUGCAGAUCAUCCUCUUUGUCGGGUUUCUGGAAGUCUGGUCGGAGACCAAGUUCGUGCUCGAGUCGGACGGCGAGAAGCACUACAUGAGGGGCGGCAAGCCGGGCUACUUCCCAACCUUCGACCUUGGCAAGCCCGACUACUCGAGCGGCAACCCGCUCGGCUGGGGCGUGGCUCACCCCGUCCCCUUCAACCUCUUCGACCCCUUCAAGCUCACCGGAGGCCUCUCGGCAGAGGAGAAGGCGCGGCUGCGGCUCGUGGAAAUCAACAACGGCCGGCUCGCCAUGCUCGGCAUCAUGGCCUUUGUCUCGGCGGCGGCAGUGCCGGGCGCCGUCCCCGCGCUGACCAACGCGAUCAAGCACUGCGACGGCGAGGUGAUGGCGCCCUUCGCUCCCGAGUUCCACCUCAAUUUCUAG